Trichomonas vaginalis G3 is the source of this 2021-nucleotide messenger RNA. Its product is annotated as organellar and viral DNA polymerase type B. The transcript has a single exon. The record is from RefSeq and is a predicted model, not a curated record. Lineage: Eukaryota; Parabasalia; Trichomonadida; Trichomonadidae. Gene Ontology annotation, molecular function: nucleic acid binding. The annotation marks the transcript as partial.
AUGUAUCGGAAGUUGUCUAAGUUAGAACACUCGGAAAUAAAACAACUUCUUACAGAAGCUAACAUAGAUGUUGCAAAACAUUACGCGACAAACAAAAAAUCACUCGCUGACUUCAUUAAAGACUACAAUGGUGAAAUAACUUAUGAUAGAAUUCAUGAGUUCAUAAAGCCGCAACGCGGCGAGGACGAAGUCCAUGCAAGAACUUUUCCUUUAAAUGACGUUGCUAUUGACUUAUAUCAUAGACGUUCAAUACCUCAUGAAGUAAGAAGAGAAAUGUUUGACAUAACAAAUGCAAACGUUGGUCAUACUCGUAAAGCUCUUUCACAUGAUGUUCGUCAAGAGAUGUUUGAACUUACGAACUCAAACGUUGGUGAAACACGAAAGAGAGAUGACACACUGAAACAACAGAGAAGAGAGAUGUUUAAAAGUGCUAUAGAACAAGUUCGCAAAGCUAAUAAUGUCAUUCGUUCCAUUGACGACAAACCAAAAGAAGGUGAGAGAUGGUUAAAGAAAGAUGAAGAGAAUAGGAAGAGGAAUGUGAAGUCAGGCAAUAGACUCAUUGACUUUAACAUCGAAGCUUUAGAUGAACCAAACAGAGAAUAUUUACACAAACAUAUCGGUAAGGUUUUCAUGAGACUCUUAGAGAAGAUUAAAAUAAACUCACAACAGAGAUGGAUGGUAUGUUAUAAACUUGGUGGAAAGUAUGAAUGUUCUACGUUAAACCUCAAUAAUAUUGGAACAUUACUACAUCAGCUCUUGAAGGAGAACUUUAUAUCAGAGAUAGAAGCAAAUGCCGCAGGUAUUGUUGAAAUGCACUAUGACUUCUUCUUGACAAACAUAAAGAAUCUUACCGAAAUAAAGAUGUAUGAUUUAACAGAAUAUGAAGGCUUAACGAUGUCAGAUGUAAAGAAAGGCAAACCAAAAAAGAGACCAUAUAGAGAUGAAAGCACACUGACAAAUGACCAGAAAGUCAUUUUGGAAGCUCUUAAGCAAACAGGAAACCCAGCACUUAUAGAAAGCUUUUGGAAAGAUAAUGGUGAAAAGAAGUUUUAUAAGAAGAGAAGCGGUCAGUUCUGGAAGUAUCUUUGCACGUUACCUAUAAAUCUUGAACGCUACCAAAUCUUCAAUGAACUGAACAAAAGAACUGCAACACUUAUGACAGAAGACAAUUGUUUCGUUUAUGCUUGCAUUCAGGCUGGAGUAAAUGAAGAAACUAUUGACCACAUGAGAGAAGUCAUUCGUGUUAAAGACUUUCCACAAAGUAAGAUUCAGGAAAUUUCUGACGCAACAAGCAUAGCAUUCAAUGCUACCAUUGGUUAUUUCAAUGGCUCAAGACAUAAUGAAAUAAAGAGAUAUAUACCAAAAGAAUAUGAAACUGUUCGAACUAUUGACUUACUUCUUGUUGAAGACCACUACAUGCUAAAUGAAAGACUUCCAAUGACAACAUACUUCAUUCGCAACUAUAAAGAAAUUCUCAAAGCUUGUGGUGGAAUGAACAUUGAGAAACAGAUGAAGAUUUAUACAAAGAGAGAAGAUAAAUAUGUAGUUCGUUAUGAUAGAACAACACCGUUAUGGGAUGUUAUGAAAACAUUGUGGGAGUGCAAAUAUUUUGAACCUAUUUCUUAUGGAGAACUUUUCACAUAUACGACUGACUUAUAUAAACAGAACCUUGCACCAUUUAAAGAUUGGACGUAUGCUCCAAAGUAUUGUGUACAACUGAAGAAGAAAGCAGAGUCAAAAGAAGUAAAUAAAGCUAAAUGUAAAUUCAUACCUGAGCACGUUUUCUUUGCUGACUUUGAGUGUAGCACAGACGGCUUUCAUAAAGCUUUUAACAUCUGUUACGACAGUGAAAAUUGUUCAGUGAGUCAAAGCAUUUGGGAUCAGAAUUGUGCAACAGAAUUUUUGGAACGACUUCCUGAAAAGAGUUUAAUAUAUUUCCAUAACCUCAGCUAUGACAUAAACUUUAUCUUAAGACAUAUGACAGAAGUGAAAGGAACUCCCAUCAUUAAAGGUUCACGAAC